This is a messenger RNA of Penicillium subrubescens, 1512 nucleotides long. RefSeq names its product histone deacetylase HOS2 (gene hosA). The transcript has a single exon. The record is from RefSeq and is a predicted model, not a curated record. Lineage: Eukaryota; Fungi; Ascomycota; Eurotiomycetes; Eurotiales; Aspergillaceae. Gene Ontology annotation, molecular function: histone deacetylase activity. The coding region runs from base 1 to 1512 and encodes 503 amino acids.
AUGGCGCGUUCCUCCGUCGUCCAAGAGUAUGACGCGCCGUCUACAACCCUGAGUCUGGACCAGAAAGUCACCAACGAGCGCCAGCUCUACCAAGUACCUCGCCCAAAGGGCUACCGCGUGUCAUGGCACGCCAAUCCAGCCGUCGAGGCGCACCAUUUCGGUCAAUCACAUCCCAUGAAACCAUGGCGACUCACUUUGACCAAGCAGCUCGUCAUGGCGUACGGGAUGCACCAUGCGAUGGACUUGUACCUCGCGCGGGCGGCGACAUAUGAGGAAAUGGCUGAGUUUCACGAAGCAGACUACCUUGAUUUCUUGCGGCAGGUAAUGCCGGGCGAUAUGGACCGCGCAGAACAAAGCGACAACGUGGUGCGAUUCAACUUUGGCGACGAUUGCCCGAUCUUCGAUGGGCUGUACAAUUACUGUUCGCUGUAUGCGGGCGGCACGGUCGACGCAGCGCGCAAGCUAUGCAAUGAUCAGGCAGAGAUUGCGAUCAACUGGUCUGGCGGUCUGCAUCACGCGAAAAAGGCCGAGGCUAGUGGGUUCUGCUACGUCAAUGACAUCGUCCUCGGGAUUCUACAGCUUUUGCGCCAUCACCCGCGGGUCAUGUAUAUUGACAUCGACGUGCACCAUGGUGACGGUGUCGAGCAGGCGUUCUGGUCUACAGACCGCGUGCUUACUGUUUCCUUUCACAAAUACGAUAAAGACAACUUCUUCCCCGGAACUGGAGCCCUCGACGACACCGGACCCACACAUCCCCUCAACCCUGGCGCACACCACUCCAUCAACGUCCCGCUCAACGACGGCAUCGACGACAAUUCCUACGAAGCGCUCUACAAUGAGGUAAUCGGUGCCUGCGUUGAGACUUACCGCCCCGGCGCAAUUGUCCUACAAUGUGGAGCCGACAGUCUUGGUUGCGACCGCCUGGGCUGCUUUAACCUCAACGUUCAAGCGCAUGGUAAGUGUGUCGCAUUUACCAAGACCUUCGGCCUGCCCCUUCUCGUCGUCGGCGGUGGUGGAUAUACCCCUCGCAAUGUGUCCCGGGCCUGGGCCCACGAGACAUCCAUCCUCCUGGAGGCCGAUCAAAUAAUCGGCAGGGACAUUCCCGACUCGGUCGCUUUCCGCACACAUUUCGGCCCGGACUACUCACUAUUCCCGCCACUGUCGGAGCUCCGUAAGCUGGAGAAUAAGAAUCCCCGGUCUUACCUUGCUGGGCUAGUCGAGUCGGUGCAUGAACAGUUGAGGUACAUCAAGGGCGCCCCGAGUGUACAGAUGAGCUUCAUUCCUCCGGAUAUCCUAGGCCUCCGCGAGGAAACGGAAAAAGAAAUUGAAGAAGAGACCGCUAUGCUGGAGGAAGAGCGCGAAGAGCAUUACGGUGGUGGCUCUGCUGCUGUAGCCGCUGAAGCUGCCGCGGCCUUUACAGGCGUCCCUGGCUCGGCAGGUGCUAUUCCCCGUGGGAAUCGCCGGCGGGAGUUGGAGCGGGGAGCUGGAUAUAAGGGCGAACUAUAUUCAUGA